Molecule: messenger RNA, 1554 nt
Organism: Sphenostylis stenocarpa
Lineage: Eukaryota; Viridiplantae; Streptophyta; Magnoliopsida; Fabales; Fabaceae
Source: the annotation of a GenBank genome assembly
AUGGUGAACGUGGACGAACUCUUAUCUUCCUUGAUCUCAGACAUUCAUUCCUAUACGGACAAAGACCCUCUUCUUCCAUGGCUUCGCGCGAUCCGAAAGAUAAAGGAUUCUCUUCCUCCCAAAACCCUGAUGGAAAAACUACCCGCGUUCUUGCAGAAAUGCGCCCACACCUUCGAGCUCGAUCGACGUUACAGAAACGACACGCGCUACCUUCGAGUGUGGCUCCAUCUGAUGGAUUUUGUGAAUGAUCCAAAAACACUUUUGAGAACCAUGGAGGUUAAUGACAUUGGGACAAAACGUUGUGAAUUCUACCAAGCGUAUGCUCUUUACUACGAAAAGAGCAGGAAGUACGAUGAAGCAGAGAGAAUGUACCAUCUGGGAGUGAAGAACCUUGCAGAGCCUCUAGAUAAAUUGCAUAAAUCAUAUGAACAAUUUCUUCAACGCAUGCAGCAGCGAAAAAAUAGUAAGAAAAUCCAGCAUCAGGAAGCAAAAGCUGCCAGGAGGCCUUUGUCUUCGAAGAGUUCUCUUGACAACAAGACUGAGGGAACCAAAAGCAAUGGAGCAUGUCGUGUUGAGGGUGUGCGAAAGGAUCUCCAAAUUCAGAAUUAUGCAGCUCAAGAUGUAGCUGAUGAUAAACACUUACAGACUAAUAAGGAGUGCAAGAAAUUUGGUGGUGAUGAUACAGUUGUAGUAAAAUUUGUUGACACUGCCAUGGUUGGAAAGUCUGAAGCAGAAGAUGCAUGCCAUCAUGGGUUGGUGGAUCCUACAAUAAAUAUGAAGGAGGCCAUGAAUGCCAUCAACAGCAUGUUCCGGGAGCCAUUGGAGACUGUUCCAUUAGGCAGGAAAUCACAUAAAAACCAUUCAAAAGAAAAUCACAGAACAAAGAACGAGUUUGAGAUUUUUGUUGAAAACUUAGAUCAUGGAAUCAAACCAUCCGGUUCUUUAUCACUUCAGAAAAGGACUGAAGCUAGCCAACCUCACCAAGAACCGCUCCAGAUAUACAUUGAUGAUGAAGAAAAUUCUGAGAGCAAUAAUGCGAAUAUAUCUGAAGGUGGUUCUAUUUCAUCGGCUUCACAACCAGAUGACUUUGUUUUUCUCCGCCCCAAGGACAUCCCUUCUGAAAAAUCUAGUGACAUGGAUGCUGACAGUUCUCGUAAUUCAAAAUUCAGAGAGGAUACAGUUGUUUGCAGAUUUGUUGGUUCCACCAUUUUGGAUGAGCCAGAGGUGGAAAAUGUUUGCCACCACGGUUUAGUAGAUCCCACCAUCAACUUGAAGGAAGCUAUGGAUGAUAUAAAUAACAUGUUUGGGAAGCCAAUCGAUUUUGUUAGGAAAAGAAGAACCAUCAAGCAGGAGAAAGCACCCCAGAGCAGUAGGGGAAAUGACUUUGGUGGGUUUUCAAUCCUUGCUGAUGAUCACCACGUGGAACAACCAGUUCGACCACCACCAAAAUUGCCAGGAAAGUCCAAGGAAUCUGAUUUGUUUGAGCCAACUCUCCUCACGAAGGAAGCCAUGGACGAUAUAAACAAAAUGUUUAACAUGCCCCUGGAUUUUUAG